GGCCGUUCGUCUUACAAGGCAGUAGAAAUGCUGCAAGUAAGAAUGCUAAAGCUAGGAUGCUAAGAAUAGAAAGUUGUCAACCCUUUACAAUGAAAUAAAUGCCUUCUAUUUAUACCCACCAAUGGGCAGGUGGCUAUACUGACGUGGCAGCCUGUGGACCGCUGGUCCCCCAACCACCAAAUCUUCAGCAUUAAAUGCACUUCCCGCCAGAAUCUAGGUUUCCCGCCUAAUUAGUGGGGACGUUCGUCCGGCCGGGAAGUGAGUUGGAUCGCUCCAAGUGACCCUCAAGAAAUACUGGCUGUUCGUCUCCUGGCCUUGAUGGAUAAUCACCAUGUGGACUGGAUUUCCUCCGCUGACUACAGGCUUGCUCCGGAGACGUUCGUCGUCAUCCCUGGUGGCACGUGGUCCUGCUCCUUGUCUCUGUACAGACGUUCGUCGAGAGGAGCCGUUGGGCCUGAACCCCCAACCCCAGACGCUCGUCCCUCCUCAAAGAACAUGGGCCUGCGGGCUAGCCUUGUGCUCUACCUGGACGUGCGUCCGGUUAGGAGGGGUUAACGGGCCGGACCUCGGCUUGGGCCAUUAACCCAACACAAGUCCCCCACUUCUGAUGUUCUGAGCAUGCGCAGGACAUAAGGAAGUAUGAACCCCCUCGCAGUAGACGUUCGUGUCUUGAUACUUGUGUUUACUGCAUCCGGUGGGAGCGCACGCUCGUGGUUGUGGUGCUUGACCGCUGUCGACGGUUCAGGAAACGAGGUGAUGGCUGCUGUAGCGGCGGUGCAUUUUCCCGAGGAAGUGUCAUCAUUACGCUUCCAUCCCACGCACGGCGCGUGAGCCGGACCACGCUCCUUGCUACGCGUCAACCCCUCGUUGGCCCCUUAACCGGUGUUUCCCCUAUAAAUGUCGGGUUUUCCCCCUGAAUUAGGGUUCCCAAUUUCUGCUCCCUUGCUUUAGAAUCCCCGUUGUUCUUCGAGUUCUCUGUUUGGCUUCUGAGUUCAGCUAGUCUCUUUGUAAGGUAAUUUCCCUCCUCUGCUUCUUUUCUUUGUUCUGACUCCUAGCCGAAAUGACUUCGAUGGAGAUUUCGUCAAGUUCUGAUUCCGGUUCGUCGGGCUCCUCUUCUGACGACGUGAAUGCGCGCUCCCCGGGAAAGGCCAGUGUUUCUGGGACUUCUGGUUCGGCCACGACGGUGGGGACCAUCCGGGCUGAUGGCGAGCUGGAUGACGCUUCCCAAGGUAGUGGGAGCGACGUCGGGGACGGGGACGCCGAUGGGGCAGUGGAUGUUAUUGAUGCAGUCCCCCUGAAUGAGCGCCCCGCUAAUUAUGACUCCGGGGAAGAGGCCGAAUCAGGUUCUGACAUGGAGGUGCAUGAUCUGGGCAUCCCUACGGACAUGGAGCGCCACAUUUGUCCGAUCAGAAGCGCCAUUGACCAUGAUCAAGUCCUCUCCCGCGUGGCUCUUAACAAAAUCCGCACUUUCUUCCCCCCGCCGUUCGUCUGGAGCGUGAGAGGCGCCGAGCACGUGAUGAGGCGACGUCCGGGGAUGAUCAUGCUUCACCUGGACUCCGUUGAAGCCGGGCUGCGGUUUCCACUUCAUGCAUUCUAUGUGGAGUUCUUCCACUGCUUCCAGGUGGCCCCGGCGCAGUUCAUGCCAAACUCUUAUCGGUUCAUAUCGGCCUUCUUGGUGCGUUGCAAGCUUGCAGGAGUCGAUGCCACCUUGGAUCUGUUCCACUACUUCUUCCGGAUCACCCCUCAGAACUCCGACGGUUAUCUGAGCGUGGCCGCUCGUCCGGGGAGGAGGCUGUUUAAGAGCUACCCCUCCUCCAUUCAUGACUGGAAAAACCGGUUCUUCUUCCUCUGCUAUGACGGUCCUCCCCUCCCAGUUCGUUGGAAUGGCUACCCCCCGAAGAUAGAGUCGCCGGAGUUGACCGAUGACCUGAGCGAGGCCGUGGAAGACAUCCUGCAGGGCGGCAUUCGCCCCAUAGCCGGCUAUCUGACCUUCGAGGCACUCUCGGGGGCAGGCAUAGGUACCGCCCGUGUCCUUGGACUCUUUCCACCCUUCGACGCUCGUCUCGGGGCACCGGGCGGUCCUGUCCUUCGAGGUGAGUGUCCUAUUAUAUUCUCCGCUCGUCUUUUAACCCUUUAUUGUUUCCUGCAGGUUCUCCACCAGAUCGAGCUCAGAUGAAUCACGCUGAGUGUCUGAAGACGAGGAAGGCCAAGGCGGCUGCUGCUAAGGCCGCAAUGGCGAAGGCCAAGAACGCCCCCGCCUCGGACUCCAACUCCUCGGCUUCUGAUGCUGCCCGACGAACGGCCGAGGGUGAGCAGCACUUAAUCGCCACUAUGCUGGCUCAGGGUUCCGGGGCCCCUGCUCUUGAAGCUGCCCUCCCGCCACCGGUAGUCCCCACGAAGGCGGCUCCUCAGAAGGGGAUGGAGAAGGUCCCCGAAAAGAAGCUGAAGAGGGGCCACGAGGCAGGCUCCACCGGCCCCGUGCUUGAAGAUGCCGGCUCCCUGCCUUUGAGCCGUCCGGCGGAAGAGCUUUGGAGGGAGAUGACCCUCAAAGCCGGUCUCGAGCUGCCUCGCCGUUCGUCGUCCGAGGCGACCAGUGCUGCCCUGGCAGCCGCUCUUCAGUCUGGGCUUCUUGUCCUUCAAGCUGAAGCUGCCAGGGAGGCCGACCUGAGAGAGGUCAAGGCCAAGGCCGAUGCGGCUGUUGCUACGGCCCGGGAGGCCGCUCGCCGAGCUGAGGCGGAGGCUGCGGCCAAGGGAAGGGAGACUGCAGCCCUGCAGGCUGAAUCUCGUAGCCAGUUGGCCGGUCUUGAGAGAGUCGGCUUUAAGCUUGUCCCGGUGCUCCCUGCUGCCAAGGAUGCCACUCCGGAGUGGCUGGUCGACACCUCCGGCUACAGGAACACUGGGGAGUUUAUGGACUCCGCCAAGGAUUACUGCGUCGGGGCCUUCGGCGAUGUGUUCUCUGCGGCGCUGGCGAAGAUUCCGCCCCGACAGCGUCUGGCGUGCGGCGUCCGGAUUUUGGAGAGCUCCCCCUGUCUCACAAGUUCCUCUAUGAGGUCGGCGACAGCACCUUCGCCGCUGGCUACAAUGAGGGGGUUAAGGCCACUCUUCCUAUUUUCUCGAGGUUGCAAGGGGCCGAUUUUGAGCUGGCUGCCAACACUGACGGCGAUCUGCUGCUCCAAGCCUUAGGGAAGCUGGGGAGGGAUCAGCGUCGAGAAGAGGCCAAGGCCAGAGGGGAAAUCCCGAUUUUGGUCCUAUGUUUUCAUAGGAUCAAUGUUGGGUGUCUUGGACAAAUAUACCCUUAUAGCUAUUAAAAUGUUUUAAUUCAUAAUAAAAUAAUUAAAAAAUAAUAAAAAUUCAUAAAAAAAAUACCAAAAAAUUAAUAAAAAAUAUUUUAAAUAAUAAUAAAUUCAAAAAUAAAUUUGAAAAAAAAUAACAAAAAAAUAAAAAAUCGCCGCCCCCUCUGCCGCCCCAGCACCACCACCUCCAGUCAUCUGGGAAAAAAAUGUCAAAUUAAUUAUGAAUCCCAUAUUUUUGUCAGAAGUGAGAAUGAUUCAAGUUCGCAGAAUGUUCCAAGUUGGCAUUCUCAAAGAGAAAUAUGCUAUUUUUUUGGCAUUUUCAAGAAAAAAUGGCGUUUUGUUUAGUAAAUAUGUCAUUUUUAACGGGCAGAGGUGGUGGUGCAGGGAGGCGGUACCACCACCUCCUGCCACCGGGGGGAUGCCAAAAAUAUUACUAAUGCCAUAUUUUUGGCAGAAGUCAAAAGGAUUCAAGUUGACAUGAUGAAAAUGUUGGCAUUCUCAUAAAGUAAUAUGCCAUAUUUUUGGAAUUUAAAAAAAAUGGCAUUUUUUACACCGAUCAAAGGUGGUGGUGCAGGGAGGUAGUACAGGCGGCGGGAAAG
Messenger RNA from Cuscuta epithymum, 3892 nucleotides. Lineage: Eukaryota; Viridiplantae; Streptophyta; Magnoliopsida; Solanales; Convolvulaceae. The record is from the annotation of a GenBank genome assembly.